Molecule: messenger RNA, 4110 nt
Organism: Dendronephthya gigantea
Lineage: Eukaryota; Metazoa; Cnidaria; Anthozoa; Malacalcyonacea; Nephtheidae
Exons: 3
Coding region: 1-4110 (1369 amino acids)
Source: RefSeq, a predicted model, not a curated record
AUGCCAAGCAUCACAGGACCAAGUUCUUUGCCCGAAGAAACAGAAAUCCGUGCUGUUAAUCCGAACCAGGGCGACAGUAAAAGCGAUUCCGAAGUAAAUAUUCAGCCUCGCAGAAGACAGUUUACUGACAAAGGCAGAUCAUGGGCUAUGGAAAACUUAAAGAAAAACAGAACAUUAGCAGGGGCAGCGCUUCGAAAGCAAAUUACAAAAGCAAAUCUUCUCUCGGAAAACACUCACGAAGAAACCAACGACGCGUAUCAGUGGUUCGACAUGCGAGAUCGCGAACAUUUUCAGUGUCAUACCAAAAUCAACGAGAAAUUAAAAACUCUCGAACGAAUUGGAGCUGAGAUUUUUCAACCUAAAAGCUCAUGUUCAAAAUCUUCAAGAUCAUCGAGAAGCUCUGUAUCGUCAGUGAGAUCAAAGAGAGCAAGUGCUGCUGCAAAGGCAGCUGCUCUUCAAGUCGAAAUGGAAUUCCUAGAGAAAGAAGCUGAAUUCAAAAGCCUCCAAGUGCUGAAAGAAAUCGCUAAAGCAAAGGCCGAAGAAACAGCCAUGAAAAAGAUAGAAGCAGAGUUUACUAAAGAAAAUGUUAUUGUGAACACUGAAGAAGAAAAGACCGAAUUCGACAAUGAUAUGGAAGCGUAUUUCAACCAACCACCAGUAUUUUCUGGAAGUUACUUCGACUAUCCAAGCUUUGUAAGCGCAUUUGACUGUUUAAUCGAAAGCAGAGUUGAUGAUCCGAAGCAAAGAUUAUAUUGCCUGAAUCAAUUCACAAGCGGUGAUGCAAAUGAAGUCAUCAAAGGUUUGGUCAACCUGAAUUCCCCGGAUGCUUACGCAAAGGCAAGAAACCUCCUAAAGGAACGAUUUGGACAUCCUUAUCGCGUCGCGCAAGUAUAUAAGGAAAGAUUAAAGAAUUGGCCCCUUAUAAAGGAUACGGACGGUGUCGCGUUGCAAAGACUUUCUGACGUUUUGAGACAAUCCGAAGAAGCUAUGAAAACGAUCAAGCAUAUGGAAGGAUUAAACUCGGAAGAUUUAUUGAAGAAGAUCAGCUCGAAAUUGCUUAUCUAUUCUGGCGUCCGAUGGUGUCGUCAUGCCAACAACAUUCUGAAAUCUGAAGAAAGAAUUGUAAACUUUCAUGAUUUGGUUGAGUUCGUGAAGAGCGAAGCCGACUUUGCCACAGAUCCUGUGUUUUCUCCUCAAGUCCUUAAAGAAGAAAGGAAAGGUGAUAGAAAAAAUGAGGAUAAAGAACAAGAGGUUCAUAAAAGAAAAGGAAGCAAGUACUCGAGCAGUUUUUCAACGAACAUUGAUUAUCCACAACCGAGAGUAUCAUACAAAACACAAGAAGUACCUAGAUGUGCCCUUUGUACGAGAAGUCAUUCCCUCGAAUUCUGCCAGGAAUUUAAGAAAAUGAGUUUAAACGAAAGGAAAGACUUUGUUAUGAAGAAAGAACUAUGCUUUGGAUGUUUUGGUCCAGGGCACAUGUCAAGGAGAUGCCAGUCCAGGAAGAAAUGUACGAUUUGCGACAAAGCUCAUCCUUCACUGCUACACGACCCAACGAAGAAUACAUCUCUCGAAGAAAUUUCAAAGCAAACUCCUUUGGAAAAUGGUCCAAUUUCUGCAAAAACGGACAGUACGAUAAAUAACUGUGUAAGUGUGUGCAACGCGAUUGGAUCCUGCCAAGAACAGACAAGUUCGAUGAUUGUACCAGUGUGGCUUUAUCAUCAGGACAAGCCAAAUUGUCAAGUAAUGGUAUACGCGUUGUUGGAUCCCGCAAGCAAUGGAACAUUUGUUAAGCGUCAGACAAUGAAGAAACUCGGUAUAGACGGUGUGAAUACCCAUUUACAGCUCAACACAAUGCAUGGUACUGAAGUAAUUACUACACAGAAAGUUACAGGAUUAAAGAUAGAGAACCCCGAGAGGACAACCCAAGUCGAAUUGCCCAAAGUUUAUUGCAGAGAUGAUAUCCCAUCAAAGAGGAACGAAAUUCCACGACCUGAGAUGGCUGCAGAGUGGACCCACCUAGCUGACUUAUCGAAACGAGUUCAUCCAUACCAACCAAAUCUUGAGAUCGGUCUCUUGAUUGGAUCCAACUGUCCCAAGGCGAUUAAACCUAGAGAGGUUAUACCUGGAAACGACAGUGAUCCAUAUGCAAUUCGAACAGUCCUUGGUUGGGGAAUUAUUGGCCUAAUCCGGAAAAUUAACCAAACCGUGGCUGAACAGCCUGACGUUUUGUGUAACCGAAUCGAAGUCCAAGAAAUCGGAAAGGAAAGGAAACCUGAUAUUAGCUUUGUUCCCGAAACCCAAGUUAAAGAGAUCAUCGACCCAUCGUCAAUCAACAGAAUGUUUGAAAUGGAUUUUAACGAAAAUAAUACCAUUGUUCGAAAGUCAUUUUCUCGAGAUGAUCAAAUGUUUAUGGACAAAGUUUCUAAAGGAAUCCACCAUCGAUCAGACGGACACUACGAGAUUCCACUGCCAUUUAGAGAGGACGAUCUUGAGCUACCUAACAACAAGAAAUUAGCUGCCUAUCGCCUUCGAAAUUUAAAGUCAAGAUUUGAUAAAGACGAAAGAUACAAGGAAGAUUAUGUUAAGUUCAUGAAUGAAAUGAUAAAGAAAGGACAUGCAGAAAAGAUCCCUCCAGAGGAAGAAUCGGCGAAAAACGGCAAAAUCUGGUAUAUUCCACACCAUGGGGUGUACCAUCCAAAAAAACCUGGAAAGAUUCGUGUCGUGUUCGAUUGUUCGUCGGAGUACAAAGGAGAAUCCAUCAACAAACAUCUCCUACAAGGCCCGGACCUUACAAAUAAACUGACGGGUGUUUUGAUAAGGUUUAGACAAGAACCCGUUGCAUUCAUGAGCGACAUAGAGGGAAUGUUCCAUCAAGUCAAGGUGACGAAAGGCUGCCGAGAUUUCCUUCGAUUCUUAUGGUGGCCACAAGGCGAUACGAGUAAAGAAGUCGAGACUUACCGGAUAACUGUUCAUCUAUUUGGCGCUGCAUCUUCACCAGGUUGCUCCAAUUUUGCGCUGAAACAAACAGCCGACGACAAUGAAAGAGACAUUGGCGAAAGAGCAGCCGAGUUCCUGAGAAAGAAUUUCUACGUCGAUGAUGGUCUCAAAUCCGUUCCUUCCAUUGACGAAGCCAUAAGUUUAAUAAGCCAGACUAAAGAAAUGUGCAGUCGUGGUGGAUUUAAUCUACAUAAAUUCGUCAGCAACAAGAAAGAAGUGAUUAAAGAAAUUCCGGAAGAAGAUCGUGCCAAAACAGUGAAGAAUCUUGAUCUUGACGUCUUGCCAGUUGAGAGAGUGCUAGGCAUUCAGUGGUGCAUUGAGGUUGACAGCUUUGAAUUUCGUAUCCUGCUGCAAGAUCGACCUUUGACAAGAAGAGGGAUCCUGGCCACGGUCAGCUCGAUUUAUGAUCCAAUGGGCUUCGUGGCACCCAUCAUUCUGACAGGAAAGAGGAUACUGCAGAAUCUAUGUCGUGACAAGCUAGACUGGGAUGACAAAAUUCCUGACAGCAUAAAGAUACAAUGGGAGAGAUGGCGAAAGGAGUUGCACUGUCUGAAUGAAUUGUCCAUCCCCAGAUGUUACAAACCAGUUGACUUUGGCGAAGUGACCUCUGCAGAACUCCACCACUUUUCAGACACAAGCACUGUUGGAUAUAGCCAAUGCUCAUACCUUCGAUUAAAGAACGCCCAAUGCAAGAUACAUUGCUCGUUGGUUAUGGGUAAAGCAAGAGUGACUCCUGUCAAACCAAUUACUAUUCCACGUCUAGAGUUGACAGCAGCGGUGGUCUCUGUUAAAGUAAGCGAAGUGAUAAAGGAAGAGCUGGAAUAUAGCAUCACGAAAGAAUUGUUUUGGACAGACAGUCAGAUUAUUCUCGGAUAUAUUGGAAAUGACACCAAAACAUUCCAUGUAUACGUUGCUAACCGUGUUCAACAGAUUCGAAGCCAAACCUCGAAAGAUCAGUGGAGAUAUAUCAACACGAGUUCUAAUCAUGCUGAUGACGGAUCGCGCGGUCUUACCCCCAAACAGAUAUUGAAGAACCCAAGGUGGAUCACGGGACCAGAAUUUUUAUGGAAUUCUGAGGAAGAUUGGUUGCCACAAAAGGUGCUGGAUAUCUAG